CACUUCUGUGCCACGUCUUGGCGCAGGCGCAGUGGGGUUGUCGUGGUGGGUAGGUGACGGGGCCUAGAGAGCUUUCAGAAGAGAGGCCGACCGGGGCACCGGCCAGGCAAGAUGAACUUUUUGCGGGGCGUUAUGGGCGGCCAAAGCGCCGGGCCUCAGCCGUCUGGAGCCGAGACGAUUCAGAAAUUAUGUGAUCGAGUUGCAUCUUCAACUCUACUUGAGGAUCGCAGGGAUGCUGUACGUGCUCUUAAAUCUCUUUCAAAGAAAUAUCGUCUAGAAGUAGGGAUUCAAGCUAUGGACCACCUUAUCCAUGUUCUCCAGACAGAUCGUUCAGAUUCUGAAAUAAUCGGUUAUGCUUUGGAUACCCUCUACAAUAUCAUAUGCAACGAUCUGGAAGAAGAAGAACAAGAAGAAAAUUCACAGAAACAAGCUGAAGACCUUGGAAGUCAGUUUACAGAAAUCUUCAUUAAGCAGCAAGAAAAUGUCACUCUUCUGUUGACCUAUUUAGAGGAGUUUGAUUUCCAUGUCCGGUGGCCUGGAGUGAAGCUUCUUACAGUGCUCUUAAAGCAGCAGGGACCACAAGUGCAGCAGAUAAUACUAGUCAGCCCUAUGGGUGUUUCAAGGUUGAUGGACCUAUUAGCAGAUUCUAGAGAAGUCAUUCGGAAUGAUGGCGUCUUGUUACUUCAGCAGUUGACAAAAAGUAAUGCAGCCAUCCAGAAAAUAGUUGCUUUUGAAAAUGCUUUUGAGAGAUUGUUGGAUAUCAUAACAGAUGAGGGAAACAGUGAUGGAGGUAUUGUUGUAGAGGAUUGUCUUCUCUUACUACAAAAUUUAUUGAAGAACAACAAUUCAAAUCAGAAUUUCUUUAAGGAAGGUUCCUAUAUUCAGAGGAUGAAGCCAUGGUUUGAAGUUGGUGAUGACAAUGCUGGGUGGUCAGCACAGAAAGUAACCAACCUUCAUCUGAUGCUACAACUCGUUCGGGUGCUGGUAUCCCCCACAAAUCCUCCUGGUGCCACCAGCAGUUGUCAAAAAGCCAUGUUUCAGUGUGGGUUACUACAACAGCUAUGUACAAUCCUAAUGGCAACUGGCGUUCCUGCUGAUAUUCUUACAGAGACCAUUAACACUGUGUCAGAAGUUAUUCGAGGCUGUCAAAUGAAUCAAGACUACUUUGCUUCCGUAAAUGCACCUUCAAAUCCACCAAGGCCUGCAAUUGUAGUACUGCUGAUGUCAAUGGUAAAUGAAAGACAACCAUUUGUGCUACGCUGUGCUGUCCUUUACUGUUUCCAGUGCUUUUUAUACAAGAAUCAGAAGGGACAAGGAGAAAUUGUGUCAACGCUUCUACCUUCAACUAUUGAUGCAACUGGAAACUCUGUCUCGGCUGGCCAGCUACUAUGUGGAGGACUCUUUUCUACAGACUCCGUUUCAAACUGGUGCGCAGCUGUGGCAUUGGCCCAUGCUUUGCAGGACAAUGCCACUCUGAAAGAACAGCUGCUAAGAGUGCAGCUUGCAACAAGUAUUGGUAAUCCUCCAGUGUCCUUACUUCAGCAAUGCACCAACAUUCUGUCUCAGGGUGAUAAGAUCGACAGACGGGGAAGCAAAGUACAGACAAGAGUGGGAUUAUUAAUGCUGCUUUGUACCUGGCUAAGCAACUGCCCCAUUGCAGUCACGCACUUCCUUCACAAUUCAGCAAAUGUUCCAUUUCUAACAGGACAGAUAGCUGAAAACCUUGGAGAAGAGGAGCAGUUAGUCCAAGGAUUGAGUGCACUCUUACUUGGGAUUACCAUUUACUACAAUGACAACUCACUUGAGAAUUAUAAGAAAGAGAAGCUAAAGCAACUAAUAGAAAAGAGGAUUGGCAAGGAGAACUUCGUUGAGAAAUUGGGCUUCAUUAGCAAGCAUGAAUUCUAUUCCCGAGCAGCUCAGAAACCCCAGCCAAGCUUUUUUAGCCCGGAUCAUAUGAUGUUUGAUCAUGAAUUUACUAAACUGGUAAAAGAGUUGGAGGGUGUUCUAACAAAGGCAGUCCAUAAGUCGAGUGAAGAGGAUAAAAAGGAAGAGGAAGUGAAGAAGACAUUAGAACAACAUGACAACAUAGUGACACACUAUAAAAAUGUCAUUAGAGUACAGGACCAGCAGCUUGACGAACUGAAGAAACAAGUUGAAUCUUUAAAAUUACAAAAUGAACAGCUUCAGGUCGCAGUCACACAACAAGUGUCACAGAUCCAGCAACACAAGGACCAAUAUAAUCUUCUUAAAGUACAGCUAGGAAAAGACAAUCAGCAUCAUAGUUCACACAGUGAUGUGGCUCACAUGAAUGGUGUUCAGCCGGAAGAAAUCAGCAAAUUGCGUGAAGAGGUGGAAGAAUGGAAGCGCAAGCUUGAACUGUUGCAGGAAGAGCUGAGAGAAAAGAAUUCUUUGAUUGCUACCUUGAAGUUUUCACAGACCGCAGGAGGAGGAACAGAACAGUCUUCACAAAUCAAUACAUCAGGUGGUCCUAAGGUUGACAGUGAACUAUGUAAGGAAGUUGAAACCUUGAGAACCCAGAUCCAGUCACAGUCUGCAGACAUUGUUAAACUUCAAGCUGAAAAGCAAGAAUUGCUCCAGAAACUGAGCACAACUCCAAUUCCUGCAUCAGGAGAUGAUACUGCUGUGGUAGCAAAGACAGCUGACUUGGAAAGAAGGCUUUCAACACUGUUGCAGGAGACUAAAGAAUUAAAGAAUGAAGCCGCAGCUCUCAAUGAGGAAAAGGCAUCACUGAAACAGCAGCUAGACUCCUCCAAUAGUACUGUGGCUAUUUUGCAAAAUGAGAAAAGUAAAUUGCAGCAAGAAGUUGCAGAAUCUAAAAAAGAACAGGAUGACUUUCUAGUCCUUCUGGCUGAUCAGGAUCAGAAAAUCGUUGCAUUAAAGAAUAAGCUCAAGGAACUUGGAGAACCGGUUGAAGAUGAGGAUGAUAUUGAAUCUGGCGACCAAGGUGAAGAAGAAGAGGAGGAGGAGGAGGAUGGGGAAGAAGAGGAGGAAGACUAAUUAUGCUUUAUUGUGUCAAAUAUGGGAAGCUUGUGUUGCAUUAUAACAACAAAAGUUGAUGGCCUUGUGACGCAAUACCUCUAGUUAAGGAAGCAGAAGGGUCGCUAGAACUAGUCUUGAAUUUCUGAUGUGAAGUCGAGAAAUGCUUUGUAGCUGAAACAGAAAUCCACUGUUAAGUUUUACAUGUGCAUCCAAAUCGAAUCAUCACAUUAGAAGUGAAGUUAGACACUGUCAGAAGCAUGGAAGAUAAGAGUAUGAUGAACUUAAGUGUGUUACCAUUUGCAUAUGUUCAAUGUUUGUCUAUCAUUUAACUUGCUGGGGGGUGGGGAAUCUGAUGGGGAAUCUUUGAUUAAAUAUGGUAUGUUUGUGGUUUGACACCUGUUGAAUGAAAUCAUUGCUUCUUGUAUUCAGCAUGGAAAGAAUUCAUCGCCUCUUUCUUGCUACCUUUUAAACUUUUUUUAAAGGUUGAAGUGGAUGAGUUGGGCAAGUUAAGAGGGUUAUAUCUUUUGGGUUUCUUAGCGGAUUUAAGAAUGAGAGGAAUUGUACAGCAUUGAGUGCCUUGACACCUGAAAUGGCUGCAUUCUGUACCUCAGAAGUAAAAGAGAAACUGAAACACUUGAUGUGGAGGGAUUUCCAUAGAGAAAGAGCAGUAUUUGGUAGCAUAUUAAAACAAACCUUUUUUUAGCAAAAAUCUCAUGCAAAAGUUUGAUGCUACCAGAUUAUCACUUUAAAAACCCCUUUGUUCUAUUAUUAAAAUGAUAAAUGUUGACUGAUUAUAAUUUAUUGACUUUUAUGCCCAAUAGAUAAGAUUUUUAAAAAGAAAAUUUAAACACAGUUGCUGCAUCAACUUGCUUUUUUGGUAAUAAAAAUAGAUACUAUAA
Molecule: messenger RNA, 3899 nt
Organism: Hemicordylus capensis (graceful crag lizard)
Lineage: Eukaryota; Metazoa; Chordata; Lepidosauria; Squamata; Cordylidae
Gene: USO1
Product: USO1 vesicle transport factor
Exons: 25
Coding region: 112-3018 (968 amino acids)
Biological process (GO): vesicle fusion with Golgi apparatus; transcytosis; endoplasmic reticulum to Golgi vesicle-mediated transport
Cellular component (GO): Golgi membrane; endoplasmic reticulum; ER to Golgi transport vesicle membrane
Molecular function (GO): protein binding
Source: RefSeq, a predicted model, not a curated record